Molecule: messenger RNA, 735 nt
Organism: Blepharisma stoltei
Lineage: Eukaryota; Ciliophora; Heterotrichea; Heterotrichida; Blepharismidae
Source: the annotation of a GenBank genome assembly
AUGUCUGGGGUUAAAUAUAUAGUUGCAUGUGGGUUAGUCCUAGCUAGUUCACAAUUCUACCACUCUUAUCGGCAAGCAAAAGAAUCUGAAUUAAAAGAGCUCUAUCGAGAAACUCUAGACAAAGCCAAUCUUUUAAAGCAAAUUCACAAUAAAAUAGCUCCAAAAUGGGACUAUGAGCAAAAUUCUUACGAAUGGGCAAAAAGAAUUGAUAAAUAUAGGAAGAUUCUCUGCAGCUAUGCUGAGGGGAAAGUCCUUGAAGUUGGCGUAGGAACUGGGUCAAAUUUUGAAUAUUAUCCAAGAGGUGUAAGAGUAAUUGGGGUUGAUUGAAGCCCUGACAUGCUGAAAGAGUGCAAUUCAAAACCAAAAGGAAAAUUAAAGAACGUCACUUUAGCUGAAAUGGAUGCAAAAAGUUUAUCAUUCUCUGAUGAACUAUUCGACACAGUUGUCGCUACUUUUGUAUUAAGUAGCACUGAUAACCCAAGUGCUGUCAUAAAAGAAAUGAUCAGAGUUUGCAAGCCAAAUGGAACAAUCUUGAUUCUUGACAGAGGAAAAGGAGAAGGAGUUCUAACUAAUAUUCAUCUAUCAUUGUAUAGAUACAAAAACCUAUUCAAGUUUGGCUAUGAUCAAUGUACAAAUAUUAAAAAGAUCAUUGAUGCUGCACCUGUUAAAAUUGAAAUUGAGGAGCGGAAGCAAGGCGGACACAUUUAUUUUUAUUUGCUGAAAAAAAUCACAUAG